AUGUCCAAGACCUUCACCCCCGCCGAUGUAGCCCAGCACAAGGACGAGAAGAACGGCAUCUACAUCAUUGUCGACGACGGCGUCUACGACAUCACAAACUUCAUCGACGAGCACCCCGGUGGCCCCAAGAUCCUGAAGCGCAUGGCUGGAAAGGACGCGACCAAGGCCUUUUGGAAGUACCACAGCAAGCACGUGCUGGACAAGUACGCCGAGAAGCUCAAGGUCGGCACCGUGGCCGACAAGGCGAAGCUGUGA
This is a messenger RNA of Pyricularia pennisetigena, 255 nucleotides long. RefSeq lists its product as uncharacterized. Gene Ontology annotation, molecular function: heme binding. Gene Ontology annotation, cellular component: membrane; intracellular membrane-bounded organelle. The transcript has 2 exons. Lineage: Eukaryota; Fungi; Ascomycota; Sordariomycetes; Magnaporthales; Pyriculariaceae. The record is from RefSeq and is a predicted model, not a curated record. Bases 1 to 255 code for a protein of 84 amino acids.